Messenger RNA from Aspergillus ochraceoroseus IBT 24754, 1328 nucleotides. Its product is annotated as mitochondrial K+-H+ exchange-related family protein. Gene Ontology annotation, biological process: potassium ion transport; proton transmembrane transport. The transcript has 3 exons. Bases 297 to 1136 code for a protein of 279 amino acids. The record is from RefSeq and is a predicted model, not a curated record. Gene Ontology annotation, cellular component: mitochondrial inner membrane. NCBI's taxonomy places the organism in Eukaryota, Fungi, Ascomycota, Eurotiomycetes, Eurotiales, Aspergillaceae.
CUCCAACCACCGCUUACCAUGGCAACUUCCAAGCUCCAACAUCGCUAAAAUUAACCUUCACUGCGACAGAGGAGCAAAAGGUGAAGGGGAUACGGCAUCUGCGAAGACCUCAGGAACAAAAACAAAGGCAUGAAACUUCCCGAGGCUCCCUUUCAUCGGUUGUUUUCCCUACUGGAUCGAUAGUUUUGCUUUCUUUGGUUGUUUCUGGGCUCUACCUUGGCCAUUGAUAUCGAUAAUCCUCCUGGAAGGGGUCGAAAAUUGAUCGAAUAAAUCGAAGAGGAGGUGUUCCCGUUAUCAUGCGACUGUUCGUCAUCCCUAUCUCGACCAGAAGAUCCUUGAUCUAUGCGCGACCCGUGGGCAACCACCUUUCUAAGGAACGCUCGAUAAUUGAUCGGAUCACUAACAAGGCCGCUGAGACCUGGGCCAAAUGGGAGGAAGUUGAUAAGGGUUGGAAAAAGCAUCUAGUAUCAUGGGGAAACCGAGUGCAACAGCGGAUACCGUACGAAGAAUGGGGUCUUAAAAGUAUACCUUCUCUCAAGGCUCAAAAGCGGAUGGAUGAAUCCUAUGGGUCUAAAAAGGUGGACGUUUUGUUUCCGGGCAAUGCGAUCAAGCGGGAGAGACUUACCCCUAUCUUGCAUAAAAUUGCGACGGAGAGACAGGAUCUUCAUCGCCGAAAAAUGUGGUGGAGUUUCAUCGCGGCUCCUUUCACUGCCCCAAUCGCGCUCAUUCCUAUCGUCCCUAAUAUCCCCUUCUUCUACUUGGUAUACCGAGGCUGGUCGCAUUGGAGAGCCCUGAACGGCUCUAGACAUCUGGAAUUCCUCGUUAAACAGGAUCUCUUGAAUCCAAUUUCAUAUCCUGGCUUAGAGAAGCUUUACGCCAAGCGUGUUUUGGCGGUUCUGGCCGAGACAGAUGCCGAAGACUCUCCCUCGGAGAUGGUGGGGGACGUCGAAAAAAGCGAUGACCAAAUACUCCUUCAUAUGGAAGAUGCAAAAAAGCUCGCGUCGAUUCUCGAUGCACCAGGACUUGCCUUGGAAGCCGAACGAGCUAUUGUUCAGAUCACAGAAAAGCUCACGCCUCCGGAUUCAUCUAUCAAGCGAGACGACGGAGCCCGGACAUCUGAAAAGAAAAAGCAAUGAUGCGAUGAAGAAGUGGCCAUGAUUAAAAUGGAAUAAUCCUUGAAUAUUGUAAAAUUUACAUAGUGGAUUGCUGAUAUGGUUGUUUACUUACAUUUAUAGAUCCUGUAUCCGGGUGUGUGUUAAUUUACGGGCGAAUUGAAGCUGUAUUUAGAACAUCAUCACUCUACCGUAUAAAAAAAAAAAACUUUGGUC